Molecule: messenger RNA, 1770 nt
Organism: Paramecium tetraurelia
Lineage: Eukaryota; Ciliophora; Oligohymenophorea; Peniculida; Parameciidae
Exons: 7
Source: RefSeq, a predicted model, not a curated record
AUGAGUAGAAAACCCAUUUUUCUAUAAGACAAGUAGGCAUAAUAAGGCUAUAUGUAUAACUAACCUAAUCAAAUAUAAACUGGUAGAUAGGCUGAUACAAGGAUUGCUAAUAUGAAAAGCACUGAACACCUUCUAAUGGCACCUUAACAUAAUUCUCCUUUUUCUGCAUUGAGCACUGCAAUGUAAUCAUAAGAUGCUUCCUUCUUGAGUAACAGGGUAGAUGAGAGUAAUGUUGGAUUUUAACAAAUUGUGAAACAUGUCAAUCAAAUGAUAAUGGAAAAAUCAUAAGCACAAGAACUAAAGAUUAAAGAAUUAUAAAAUCAAAUAGAUUCAAACAGAACUAUUAUUUUUGAUAUUAGAGGACAAAAUCCAAUAAAUGCUGAAUAGUUAAGCAUAAAAUUUAAAUAGUUUGAAGAAUCUAUCAGAACAUAAAUAAAAAAGGCUUAAGAGGAAUUAAUGAGUUAAUAGGUUAAUUUUUAAAACGAUUAUUAAAAUAAGUUCAAAGAAUUACAAGAUUAGACUGAUAAUAAAUUAAAAUUGAUAUAAAAAGACAACUAGUAAAAUUUAGUUAAAUUAAAAGAAGACUCUUAAUUGAGAAUUGCUCCUUAAAAUAAUCUAAGUGAAGAUAAAACAAUUAAGGAUAUUCAAUAAAAAAUUAAAGAUCUUCAAUUAUUAUUUGAUUCUUAACAUAAUGAAUUCACAUUGUAUGAUUAAAAGACCAAAUAACAAUUAGCAAAAUUAGAAAAGAAUUUGUUUGAACAAUCCUAAAAAAUUAGUGUUUAAGAGGAAUAGACCAUUGCUUAAUUUAAGACAUUUUAAAAUAAUUAAUAAAACAAUAUUGCUUAAGCAAGUAAAAAACUGUCCGAUGAUAUUGAAAUCAAAUUAUAGUAGGUUUAGAAUAUAAUCCAGUAAAAAACAUUUUCUUAAUCUGAUAAAUUGACAGAAUUAACACUUCAAUAGGCGGAUUUAAAUAAAAUUACUCAAGGAGUGUUUGAUCUACAGAAUUCAUAAAAGUUACUCUCUUAGCAGUAUCAAGAAUUAACUCUCAGAAUUGAUUAACAUCUUUCGUAAAAUUCUAAGCAAGAAAUAUAUCUGAAAUAAUUAGAAUAAAAGGUCGAUUAGAAUAAAGACGAAAAUGACAAUGGAAUUACAUAAUUAAAAUUAGAACUUUCUAGUUUAACCAAAUAAUUUGAAAGAAUUAAAUAAGAAUAUAAAAAUUAGUUUGAAUACCUUUAAGAUUUAUAAAAUAAAUCAAAUGAAGAGAUCAGAAAGUCGCAUUAAGAAUUACUAUUUUCAUUUAAGCAGACAGAGUAGACCAAUUGGAUUGAUGAAUAUAAUAAGAAAAAGCCUGAGAUACAAUAAGCAUAGGUCUAAGUGUUUAAUUAUGAAGAAGAUUCCGAGAGUAAGAGCGACUAGCAAUUAAAUGAAUUAUCUGAAUAAAACAAUAUUGAAUAAAUAGAACAUGAGUUUGAGAAGGAAGCUUUUAUGGACAAAUUGAAGGCAUUGAGUCCUUCUAAGAAUAGCUAAUUUUAGGAAGAGAAGAUAGUUGAAGUGAAAGAGGAGGAUUAGCAUUAGAAAAAUGAUUAAAAAGGAGAAGACGAAGAUGAUGAUGAAGAAAAUGAAGCUACAUAUUAACUGGACGAAAAUGGUUUCUUAUUAGAUGACGAGGGCAAUUAUUUAUUGGAUGAAAAUGGUUAGAUGAUUCAAUUAAAUGAAACCUAAAUAGAGUAUUUAAGAAAGUAAGACAUGGUUUAAGAGGAAGAUAAUUGA